GAAUGUUCGUGCUGCUGGAACUGCAUCGACACCUUCCAACCACUGUACACGACGCCAUGUCUAAGCGGCUUAAUAAGCGCCAGUUGCGCGAGCUUGAGGAGCUCGAGGCAUUGAAGGCCGUCGAGAAGAGCGCGACGCCAGAUGUCGAAGAAGACGAGAGCGAGGAAGAGAAUGCUCCAGCACCGUCGAACCCCUUCGCAGCCCUCGGAGGAGGUGACGAGCCCGAGCGCGUCUCAGAGGAGGAGGAGGACGAACCUGCUCCUGUCGCGAAGAAGAAGAACAAGAAGAAGAAGCCGAAGAAGAAGAAGAAUGCUGCCGCGGCGCUUUUGGAAGCGACGGACUCGACGUCAGCAGCUUCUACACCCAGGAAGAAGAAGGACAAGGGGACUCCCGUGCCCGCUGAUGACGAGAUGGACGAGGUUGACCGUGCGCUUGCUGAGCUCAAGCUCAAGUACGGUGAGGACCCAGUGCCAUCCCAGCCCCCCGCGCACGAGGCGGCUGCCCCGCGAUCUGCGAUGGCGUUCCGCUCCCUUCUGUCCAUCGACCCGAAGAACCUGGAUGCCGACGCUGAGCUGAGGCGAUUCUUUGGCUCCAAAGUUAUUGCUGGUGCCACCCCAACAGGCAGCGAGAAGAGGUAUGCGGCUACAUUGUCAAAGAUGCGCUAUCUUCUAGCCAAGCCCAAGCGAACAUAUCCACCGCCAAUCUCGCUCGCAGGGCUGAACAUGCGCGAAAUGGACGAGGCCGCCGUGAACGACGUGUACGACCGCCGAGGGUGGGAGCAGACCGAUCCUGGGGAGAAGUGGUACACGUUUGAGCACUCUCCUGCAUGGCGGGAAAUUGAACGACAGUUCCUUGGUGCGGUGCGCUCUCAUGACCCCAACGAGCUCAUGGCUCUCCUUCAGGUGUACCCGUGGCACGUCGACACAUUGCUGCAGAUGAGCGAGGUGUACCGUUUGCAGAGCGACAUUGGCGCCGCGUCCGACUAUGCCGAGCGCGCCCUCUACGCUUUCGACCGAUGUCUCGUCCCAGGCUUCAACGUGCAGAGUGGCAGUUGUCGCUUGGACUUCGACUUUGUGGAGAACCGGCCAUUGUUCACGGCACUGCACCGUAACAUUUCAUACCUGGGUCGCCGCGGGUGUUGGGUCACAGCAUUCAACUUUGCCAAGCUUCUCUUCGCGCUUGACCCCGAGGGUGAUCCACACUGUGCGGCAUUGUGGCUCGACUUCCUCGCCGUCAAAGCAAAGCAGGGCUCGUGGCUGCUCCAGAUGCUGGAGCAGCGUGAGACAUCACGCGCUGCGGCGUUGUGGCAUGGCUACCCAGGCAUGGCCUGGGCGCGUGCGCUCGCCCUGCGACAGGAGGAGGAUGCAAGAAAGGACAAGGAACACAAGGAGAGCACGGCGGCUCUCGUUACUGCAAUUAAGACGUUCCCGGAGGUUGUUGUACUUCUUGCAGACAAGAUUGGCGCGAACAUCCCGGCCGAAGCUCGCUCCAAGCCUCUCCUUCAAAUCGAGCUCGGGUACACGGACAGCCCAACGACGCUUCUCCACCUCCUUGCUCACAUCUAUGUCGCGCGAUCCGAGGCGCUGUGGAAGGAGGCUAAGCAGCUUGCGUGGUUUGAGAAGGUCGUGGCGUCCACCCUGCCCGACAUCGACGAUGGGGCUGCGCGAGCGGCGCGCGCGGAGGUACUCGCAAUUGCGCAGACGCCGCGUCACCUUGGCUCAGACGGCCACCUGGUUGUCCCAAUCAAUGUGUGCCGACACGUUUUGUGUUCAGAAAGCACCUCGUGGCUUGGGUUCCUUCCCCCUGCCAUCGCACGCAUGCCGUUCCACGCUUAUGACCCCCUCCCACCCAGCACGGCGCAGACUCUGUACGAUGCGGCGUACUUUGACCCCGUGGCACGCUCUUUAGGCCGCUCAGAGCGCGGCGCCGCAUUUGACACUCGUAUGCUUGACCGCUUCCUUGACGAGGUGCGGCGGCUGGACAGUCGCGAUCCUGCGGAAUGGGCGGGGCCCAUGCGCGAGGCGUUCGUCCACUUCGCCGGUCGCGAGCCAGAGGAGAUGGACGCUGAGGACCGCCAAGCUAUGCUCCGCGACUUGAUGCGCAUGUACGAGCAGAUGGUUACGGCGUUGCGCAACGGCGGAGACCCAAACUUUGGUUACGCGCCCGGAGAGGAGGCUAUGCCUGGGGCAUUCCCGCCAUAGCGCAGGGCUAUGCACCACAUUCCGCAUGCCGCAUGUAUCUGUCAUUGUAGAAUAUCGAACACAUGCAUAUGGCGCACUUGUACUGCCACCUGUGAG
Messenger RNA from Cutaneotrichosporon oleaginosum, 2297 nucleotides. RefSeq lists its product as uncharacterized. The record is from RefSeq and is a predicted model, not a curated record. Gene Ontology annotation, biological process: ribosome-associated ubiquitin-dependent protein catabolic process; rescue of stalled cytosolic ribosome. NCBI's taxonomy places the organism in Eukaryota, Fungi, Basidiomycota, Tremellomycetes, Trichosporonales, Trichosporonaceae. Gene Ontology annotation, cellular component: RQC complex.